Messenger RNA from Choloepus didactylus (southern two-toed sloth), 3317 nucleotides. RefSeq names its product DnaJ heat shock protein family (Hsp40) member C28 (gene DNAJC28). The record is from RefSeq and is a predicted model, not a curated record. The coding region runs from base 348 to 1502 and encodes 384 amino acids. NCBI's taxonomy places the organism in Eukaryota, Metazoa, Chordata, Mammalia, Pilosa, Megalonychidae. The transcript is spliced from 2 exons.
AGGCGGAGUGGGUCGCUCCGAGGCGGGUUAGAGCCUCCGGACGUGCCCUGCCUGUGUCCUUCUGAAUAGAGUUUCUCUUAAGGGACAGUCUCGGUCUCACUGGUGAGACAAGUAAUCUGUUCCUAUCAAGUCCGAUUCCGUCCUCUCACCCCCGCUGGGAACCCGUCGAUCUAAAGCGGCAGAUGGUCUAGUCCAGCGCUGACCCAGGUCUGCUGGUGCGGCGGCGAUGUUUGCGGAAUGAAGUGAGAUCGGGCACGCAUGCGCAGAGGGGCAGCAUGGGUGCGGAAACCAACGAGCCCCUUCUUUGUGCCUGAAGAUCAUUGCUAGGAAACACUCUGGGUAUAAUAAUGAGCACAGUGUACCUGAUGAUGGCUCAAAUCUUAAGAUCUCAUCUGAUAAAUGCUUCAAUGACUCCUAACCGAAUGAAAAUGUUUCCAUACCUUGGUGCCGUUAGGAAUAGAAUGAUGUCAACUCAUAAAUCCAAAAAGAAAAUCAGAGAAUAUUAUAGGCUGCUGAAUCUUGAUGAAGGAUGUUCUGCGGAUGACGUCAGAGAAUCAUUUCGUAAUCUGGCCAAGCAAUACCAUCCAGAUAGUGGCUCUAGUGUAGCUGAUUCUACGACGUUUGUAAGGGUUGAAGAAGCUUAUAGGAAGGUGCUUUCCCAUGUGAUAGAACAAUCAAAUGCCAGACAGAAUAAAGUUGAAGAAGAGGAGGAAGAAGACAAAUUCAAAUAUAAAACACCCCAACAUCGGCAUUAUUUAAGUUUUGAAGGUAUUGGUUUUGGGCCUCCGAGUCAACGAGAGAAGCAAUAUAACCAAUUUAGAGCAGACCGUGCGACCGAGCAAGUGAUGGAAUAUCAAAAGCAGAAACUACACAGCCAGUAUUUUGCUAAUAGCAUAAUUGCUAAAGAUGUGAGACAGAGUAAAAACCAAAAGAUAACUCAAGCAAUGGAGCGUUUAGUGGAGGAUCUUAUUCAGGAGUCGAUGGCAAAGGGAGACUUUGACAAUCUCAGCGGGAAAGGAAAACCUCUAAAAAAAUUUUCUGGUUGUUCAUAUAUUGAUCCUAUGACUCACAACCUGAACAGGAUAUUGAUAGAUAAUGGCUACCAACCAGAAUGGAUCCUAAUGCAAAAGGAAAUAAAGGAGACUGUUGAGCAACUGAGAGAGGAAAUUUUAGUGUCGAGGAAAAAACUUGGGAAUCCAAUGACACCAAAUGAACAGAAGCAGUGGAACCAAGUCUGUGAGCAGUUUCAGGAGAACAUAAAAAACCUAAACAAGCGAAUUAAUGAUUUUAAUUUAAUUGUUCUUCUCCUGACCAGGCAAAAAGUCCAUUUUGAUGCACAGAAAGAAAUUGUCAGGGCCCAGAAAAUAUAUGAGACCCUUAUAAAAGAAGAAGUCACUGAUAAAAAUCCAAAUAAUAUUGGUCAUGCAGAAGGGAAGGAGACACCUGAAAUCAAGACAUCCUUUUUAAAAUUGACAAAUCUGUGGAGAUUUAUUAAAAUAUAACCAUUUCAAUGCUCACAAUCACAAAACUGCCUCCAUUCUCAGUUGCACUGACAUCAAACAUAGAGGAUGAGAUCUAUUGCUAUAACACAAGAAUUUGAGAACUUUUUCCUUCUGUACUUUUCACCAAACUCAUCACAUCCCCUGUGAUGUUUAUGUGAGAAAGCUGUAAAUAACGAAGUCAGAGAACUUUUCAACCAGCUUUACUCUGAGGAUAUAGCAAGCAAAGAAUAGAAAUGACUUUUUUUUUAAAUUCAGUUUUAUUGAAACAUAUUCACAUACCAUACAAUCAUCCAUGGUAUACAAUCACAGUACGAUCAUAUAGUUAUGCAUUCAUCACCACAAUCUAAGAAAUGACUUUUAAAGAAAACAAUUUAAUCCAUUUCAGAGUUUAAAUGUUAGUUGUCAGGUGAAAUGUGCUAGGAUGAGUACUCAAGAUCUUGAGAACUACACAAGCCAACCUAAAAGUUUUGACGGCAGUUUAAGCUCUAAUGACUUUAAAACAAUUACUGUCUGCUGUCUUCAAACACAGGUACUUAAACAAACUAAAUAUUUGUUAUUCAAAAGUCACAAAACUAACGAAGUAAGUGAAAUUUAAACAGCUAACCUUCCAAACGAUGUGAUUUUACAGCAUUUAUGCUUCUGAGGUUAUUAAAGCUUGAAGCUGUUCUAAUACUUUUGGGACACCCUUGAUACGGAUGGAAAUGCUAAGAUACGGAAAUAAGUCCAAUGGAGUUACUGCACUUUUUUUUUUCUUUUAUAAAGGGCUUCUUCUGUGGGUACUGAAUGAAAAAAUAGCCGCAUGAAACGUCUUCCUCUCUCACUUCAUGAUUCAUUGGCUGCAGAAAUGUAUCAGCCAAGCUAGUUGAUUUUGCUAUUCUAAAAGUAGACUCCAGUGUCCACUUUUCAAGAGUUUGAAUGCGUUUUGUGACUUUUCAGAGGUGAGGAAAAAAAAUCCUGGGCUCAAUAAAAAUGUAAGAUUUCACUUCUAGCUUCAUCUCUAAUCAGAUAUUGAAAUUUUAGGUUUUCAUAAAUCUGUCUUAAGCCUCCCUGUCAGGCUCCUAGAAGCUUUUAUCGGGUAUGUGAAAAUCCUUAUAUCCUGUUUUAGGGACUUAAUUUCCUGUUUUAGGGACUUUUAAUAUACAAAGACAAGAUGUCUUGAUUUGUGCCAAUUUACAUUCUGGGCAAAAGCAAAAGAUCGACAUUCAUGAAAUUGUCUCCCAUUCACUUUCAGAAAAUCUGUGUAUUAGGGGUUUAGAUAACUGCUUUUGGCAUAAAAGUUCGGCAAUCAGAAGGAUGCAAAAGUUUGUUGAAAGAACAGGUUUUCUUCCCCAUUGAGUCUAGAGCACUGUAAUAUAUAGACGCGUGGCACAUGUCACUCUGAUUUUGGAAGAACAAGCUAUUUUGAAAUGCAUGUGACAGUAAAACAACAAAUAAAGCUAUGUCUUCAAAAGGAUGUAGCUUAGAUGGAUUUUAAUUGUUAUAACAUUAUUUUAUUGAGUGAGUUGUCGUUCGGCUUCUACAAGGAUAGUAUUACUCUAAACAAAAUUCUGAACUGUAUGAAAUAUAGCUUUACAAUAAGAGCUGUAGUUCCAAACCUUUUUAGAAGGAUGUGAUUCUGUGAAUCUUGUCAAAAAAUAGGAAUUCAAUGUAGGAUACCUAAUUGCAUUGCAGCAACAUAUGUGAGUGAGACUUUUUUCAAUAUUGGUUCAUGGGAAGGUAAGGGUACUGGUAAAUUCCGAUAAAUUCUUCAUUUCAGCACAGGGCACUUUGUGUUUGUAAAUGUUGUCUAUAUUAAUAAAGUUAUUUUAAUGAUUA